This is a messenger RNA of Cyphellophora attinorum, 1518 nucleotides long. Its product is annotated as Serine/threonine-protein kinase 32B. Lineage: Eukaryota; Fungi; Ascomycota; Eurotiomycetes; Chaetothyriales; Cyphellophoraceae. Bases 1 to 1518 code for a protein of 505 amino acids. Gene Ontology annotation, molecular function: G protein-coupled receptor kinase activity; ATP binding; G protein-coupled receptor binding. The record is from RefSeq and is a predicted model, not a curated record. The transcript has 5 exons. Gene Ontology annotation, biological process: regulation of signal transduction; G protein-coupled receptor signaling pathway; protein phosphorylation.
AUGGGCAAUUCUCAGGGCAAGCCUGUCGUCUACACAGAUGAAGUCAACUUGAACCACUUUCGACUUCUCAGGGUGGUAGGCAAGGGUGCUUUCGGAAAAGUCCGCAUCGUUGAACGAAAGGAUUCUGGUCUCACAUUUGCUCUCAAAUAUAUACGCAAAGAUGAAGUCGUUCGCUCAGAAAGUGUACGUAACAUCAUCCGUGAACGACGUAUGCUGGAGCAUCUCAACCACCCAUUCCUAUGCAAUCUACGAUAUAGCUUCCAGGACAUCGAAUACCUCUACCUCGUAGUGGACUUGAUGAAUGGAGGCGAUCUUCGGUUUCACAUCCAACGGAAGGCCUUCACUGAGGAAACAGUGCGCUUCUGGAUGGCAGAGAUCGCCUGCGCGCUCAGAUAUAUUCACGGCCAAGGUAUCGUGCAUCGAGAUUUGAAACCCGACAAUGUCCUGCUUGACUCGGAAGGCCAUGUUCAUUUGGCCGACUUCAACGUCGCCUCGGAUUUCAAGCCGGGCAAACCACUAACCAGCAAAUCCGGAACUCUGGCAUACCUGGCGCCAGAGGUAUUCAGGGGCUCAGGCUACCUGAGCGAGCCAGACUGGUGGUCGUUGGGUGUCACUAUGUACGAGUGCAUCUAUGGCAAGAGACCUUAUGAGGCAAGAGCCAUGAAGAGCUGGCCGAGAAUGUGUGUGCAGCAAACCCGAAGGUUCGCCACUUUCGUCAACCACCCUUUCUUCCAACCAAUCGACUUUAUGGCACUUGAACGAAAACAGAUAGCGCCAAUAUUCGUCCCAUCGAGUGAGAAGACCAACUUUGAUGCAACGUACGAUCUGGAAGAAUUAUUGUUAGAAGAGGCACCACUGGAGGCCAGAGCGAGGAAGCAGAAACCGAGAGCCGAACUGAGGCACGACGCCACAAGUCGCGAAAUUAGAGAGGACGAACUCCAUCGCAUGAUCGAGACCAUGUUCGAACCCUUCGACUACACCAGUGCGAGCUAUGAAAUACAAGCAGCGGAAGCUGUAGCAGGCAAGGUUCCACCACCCGAUGAGAAUCUGGAGACGACCUUAUCAAAUCGAUCACAAGCACGAUCGCAAGCAUCAUCAGCGGAUGGUUCUCCACCGAUUUCACCGACCGCUAUAACGCAAGAACCGCAGGGCUCGGACAACUUCCCUGCACUGGAGGAGUUGCGGACAGCACUUCCACAGACGUCAGCUCAGGUUCCAAGACCGAUGUCAGCAUCGAAGUCGUUCAGUCGUCCACUCCCGCCUCAACGACCGCAGGCUGCAUCGCGACAGAUGAGCAAAGGUGGAGGUGUACAAAUGGUGCUAGACGAAGGAGGAAGCUGGUCGCAGCUAUCGGAUCAGACCUCGAGCCUGCCAGCGGAUGCCGGAGCAGAUCGAGGCGGCGACAAGGGUGGAAGCGUACUUGGCUUUCUCAGUCGAAAGAAGGGCCGAGAUAGGAGUCCGAAACCCAAGGAGCCCGGCGUGCUGGGCAAAUAUGGUGCACGACACAUCAUCAACUAA